Messenger RNA from Neoarius graeffei (lesser salmon catfish), 1545 nucleotides. Its product is annotated as ras-related protein Rab-14-like. Gene Ontology annotation, biological process: defense response to bacterium; endocytic recycling; Golgi to endosome transport. NCBI's taxonomy places the organism in Eukaryota, Metazoa, Chordata, Actinopteri, Siluriformes, Ariidae. The record is from RefSeq and is a predicted model, not a curated record. Gene Ontology annotation, molecular function: GTPase activity; GTP binding. Bases 106 to 753 code for a protein of 215 amino acids. Gene Ontology annotation, cellular component: recycling endosome; trans-Golgi network; Golgi apparatus. The transcript is spliced from 8 exons.
UACUGUUUUGAUCGACGUGUAGGAAGAAGGUGGACGCCAUCGGCUGGUCCGCGAAUCUGCUCAGGUUUACAGGAGCCGGCUUUGAAUUCGUAUUUUAGAACCAAAAUGACGACUGCACCAUAUAACUAUUCCUACAUCUUCAAAUAUAUCAUUAUUGGGGAUAUGGGGGUUGGGAAGUCUUGUUUGCUCCACCAAUUUACAGAAAAGAAAUUCAUGGCGGACUGCCCUCACACGAUCGGGGUGGAGUUCGGCACACGGAUAAUCGAGGUGAGCGGGCAGAAGGUGAAGCUGCAGAUUUGGGACACGGCGGGUCAGGAGCGAUUCCGUGCAGUCACUCGCAGCUACUACAGAGGAGCCGCUGGUGCUCUCAUGGUGUACGACAUCACCAGGCGAAGUACAUACAAUCACCUGAGCAGCUGGCUGACUGACGCAAGGAAUCUUACCAACCCGAAUACAGUGAUUAUUCUUAUCGGUAACAAAGCUGACCUCGAAGCCCAGCGAGAUGUUACGUAUGAAGAGGCGAAGCAGUUUGCUGAAGAGAAUGGCCUGUUGUUUCUGGAGGCAAGUGCCAAAACAGGUGAGAAUGUUGAAGAUGCGUUCCUGGAGGCAGCUAAGAAGAUCUACCAGAACAUUCAGGACGGUAGUCUGGACCUGAACGCUGCUGAGUCAGGAGUCCAGCACAAGCCCAAUGCUCCACAAGGUGGCCGGCUCUCCAGCGACACACAGCCUCAGAAAGAGGGCUGUAGCUGUUAAUGACCACGGAAACUUCUUUCUGUCUCUUUUUGUUUCAUAUCUCCCCUCCAAACCCACACCACAGCCUCUGUACGCUCUCUCUCUCUCUCUCUCUCUCUCCCCUUUCUGAUUGGCCAUGAGACUAGAUUUCUGGGGCUGGGAAGCUCUGAAUGAUGGAGGGCAAGCAUUAGUCAGCUUCUGCCAUGUUCAUCCCUGCCCUUCCUUUCUCUCUACUCACUUGUUUUAUCUGUUCAUAAUGCACACGUCCCAGUGCACUUGGCAAGCAUUUACAGGAGGACGAAUCCUCCACUGAACACUAAUGUAGAUGGGAAAAGAAUAGUUUAUCAACACACGGGUGGAUGUGCAUAACUGUAAAUGAGAUCUUGUGUACAGGAGCUGUUUAAAUAGUGGGGUAAUUUAAAUCAUGAAAUUUUGAUAUGCGUUAUUCUCGUUUAAGUGGAAAUGAAGUUAACGUUUAGGCAGAAUCUGAUUUUAGAAUGUGCUUAAGAGAAGAUGCAUGAUAACCUGUUAUUGUACAUUUUGUUAAAUGAAACAAGAACUGUUUUAAUUAGGAUUAAUGCAGUGUCACAAGUAACCAGUCACCACACGUUUAUCCUUGUUUGUUUCUACUCACGACAUAUAACAAUAUGCACGAGUACAAUACAGGAUGAGUAUUGUUAAACAAUUGAAAGCGCCAUUGUAAAAAUUCUGAUGUUUUUGUGGGGUGGGGGUUGCUUUAGAUACAAGAUGUUUUAAGACCUAGAACAUUAAGAGUAAUAUAUUAAACAGGACACACAUUUGAGUCUGUAAAAA